AAUUCUUUUCUAGUUUACGGAAAGGGGAUAUUUCUAUAGCUAGGAUAUUUUCUCGUACAGCUUGGUUAUAUGUCACGAGUUAAGUUUUAAUUUAAGCUCAAAUAGAUUGUUCAGAUAUUUUCAGGAAUGAUCAUUCUAAUCUCGGGCAGAUCCUUGGACAUUUGUGGGUUUGGAAGAUCUUUCAGAAAACUCGACGCCCCAAUACUCUGUAGACUGGUUUCCGUUGUGCUCGUAACAAUAUUGUUUUUUCCCAGAAUACACACGAGACCCAAAUCGCAUUUCUUAAUUAUCAGUUUGUGAUUUUCAGGAGUUUGAGUUAGAAUUUCAUGUUAGAGUUAGAGUUUUAUGAAAGACAUAUUUGAUCUAUUGUCUGAGAAGCUUAUCAUUUUCAGUAUGUCCUCUAUCAGGGAGAGAAAUUUUAUAUCCACUUGCAACUUAAAAGAUUAGAGCAUAACUUACUAUAGCGUGAAAUUGUAUUGAAUACGUUUCAUAGCUGUUUGAUAACCUUUUUUCACAGUUAACUUUACUCAUUUGCAUUACAAGAUAAUCCAGCAUAUGUGUAAGGCAAUAUUUGUAGUUUCUGCCCGAAAUUGCCUCGCCUCCAUGUUAGAUUACAUUGUAAUGCAAAGAGGAAAAAUUAAUCUUUAAACGGGCUAUUGUUUUAUUGCACUUAUGAUUGGACAUAAUAUUUAUCAUUAUUCUAAAGUCUAGCCCAGUUCCACAUGUGCUUGCAUCAGGUAUCUGUGGGACAGUAUGUUACCCUUACUUAACUAUGCUUGAACUAACUGGAAUACUAAUCAGGCUAAUAAGAAUGCUAAUUAACUGAGCUGGGAUGCCACAGGGUAAUCUUUGCUGACAUCAUUGUUGACAUAAAGAAGACAUAAAGAACACAUCAUGUCAGAUAUGAAUUAACUUUUACAUGGUGAAGUUUUAAGCUCUUUUGAUCCAUUAUUGAAGGAGAUAGUGGUUUUAAGAAACUGCAGAAUUUCUGGGUGGCAAAAGUGUUAAUGGGCCCAUACAUUCUUUGUGAAAUUUUGAGUUUUUAAAUCUACAUUUCACCAUAAAGCUGAAAUCAUACACAGGUCUAUAUUGCUUGAAAUGGUUUGACAGCAUUCCCUUUGCUUUCUGAGAAAAUGGGAAAAAUGGGAAAAUGGGAGAAGUUGCCAGAAUUGCUGAAAGUAAUGACUUGUUAGUAUCCCACUAGCACUUUUUGGGCAAGUUGUAAAUGUUGUUGUCAUAUGACAAAUUUUUUUUAAAAAAAUGCACUGUUUUUUUUUUUUUCUCAGUAGGAGCUAAAUCCAAAUGUUGAGGCGAAACUGUCAUACUUACUGAAAUUUGUACAGAAAAGUGUAGAAGAAUGCAAUCAAAAGGAAGAAUCAACAUUUACAAUAAAUGAGGAGGCUGAUGAUCAAUUGAUUGUGAAAAUGAAGACAAAGCUACAGGCAGGUGUGCCAUUUGUUUGGGAGUUCCACUGUUCAGUCGGACAAAAGGACAUGGUUGGAUCACAGCUGGUUCAGCCAAUGUUAGCCAUGAUUAACGAGUUACAGAGACGUCAAACUGAGCUGUGCGUUCUGCUGAGGAAGAAAGAUCUGGAGAUUUUGGAUUAUAAGGGUUCAGGAGUUCGCUUGUCAAGAAAAAGCCUUGGAACUACUGAGUUUGAUGAAAACUCCUUCAAAAGCAAAAUGAUUCUUUCAGCGGGAUUUGAAGACGCUGUGAAAGAAGCUGCUACAAAAGGAUUUGACGAUGCUUCGUGCGAGCUUUACAAACAGAUCAUGAUUAAAACAGCAUGGUUGGCAGAAAAAGAUUUACCUGAACCAGAGGAAGAUGAUGAAGACCCUGAUGAUAUUUACGGGUCAAUAGCAGUUGGAGGAGCUGUGGGGGGCCCCAGUGCGCCUUCGUGGACUGAUUUGCCCCCACCAUCCCUCCUAGGAAAGCACGGCGAAACCUUAACAACGUCCCCUAGGGGAUCCCCCAGGAAAACGCCUGUCACAUCACCUGCAAGGUCUUCCGGGAUGUCAUCGCCUGCUAAUUCACCGUCAAAGGACAUGGAACUUCAAAGACGAGAAGAACUGCAGAAGAGACUAGCCGAGGAAGCUGAACGAAAGAAAAGGAAAAAACGCAAGAUUAACCUUUAAAAUUACAGGCGCAAAAGACGUGUUUCGAUUAGGCUCCACGUAUGCUGGCGCUAAAAGUUCUUUCAUGAUUACCUACUGCCGGAGACGUUGUCUGAUGGCGAGUACGUUCGCUUCAAAAACAAGUUAAGUCCCUGACACAAAGGAAAACAGAACAUGACAAAAGUAGAGAAAUUUUUAAUUCAGCACAUGACAUGUUCUCAAGCCACCGGUUAAUGAGUUCUCGCCAUCACCAAGAGAACCAACACAACAUAACAUUUUAUUGACAAAUGCUAUUUAUAUUAAAGAGAAGAGGGCGACAUGUGUUUAAAAGCAGCAUUUAAUAGAUUAUCUUUAGAUUUUAAAAAAAUUGUUAGGGCUACUACGUAUACCUUGAAAAAUUUUACAAUUUGCGAAAUAGAACGUCUUAGAAAAACGUAUUGUACGAAUGUACAGCUUCCAAACGUUUUAUUAAUAGAUUACUUUUGUCAACAUUUCGUCAUCUUUCUGUCUUUCAUAAUUUCUUCAUCCGAUAGCGACGUUUUCCUUUUCUUUGACUUCAAGUAAAUUUUGGAUAUUCAAAUUUUCCCGAACUGUCAUACAAGAGAACCCUAUUUGAUCACUGGUUCUUUGUCACGCAGAAAAAAGCUUCAGUGCCAUUUACAAUAAAUUGAUAAGCUUGAUGAAAAAUUUGUCUUCAAUCCCCAUGUAAUUUGCGCUCGAUAUAAACAGCGCCAUAUGUUCAGCCUCGUACCCAUUUAAAUAAGAAAUUUAAGGCAAAGCUGUCUUCAUAGGCAACACUAUUAUUAUAUCACAAAGGUUUGCAGUUUAGUGUCCUAAAAGAUGGCGCGAGGCAGUUGAAAAAUGUUUGUAAGUGAAUCGUGUUUCUACAACUGUGUGUUGUUUUCUGUAUAAUUUACAAAAACGACAUUUGCUGCUGGAUAAAUAAAUGUGGACUGUGUGUUUUUCAGUUACGAAUCUAUUAAAACAGAAUUAUAUCA
Messenger RNA from Orbicella faveolata, 3112 nucleotides. Its product is annotated as non-homologous end-joining factor 1-like. NCBI's taxonomy places the organism in Eukaryota, Metazoa, Cnidaria, Anthozoa, Scleractinia, Merulinidae. Gene Ontology annotation, biological process: double-strand break repair via nonhomologous end joining. The record is from RefSeq and is a predicted model, not a curated record. Gene Ontology annotation, molecular function: DNA end binding. Gene Ontology annotation, cellular component: nucleus; DNA ligase IV complex.